Messenger RNA from Exaiptasia diaphana, 997 nucleotides. RefSeq lists its product as uncharacterized. Lineage: Eukaryota; Metazoa; Cnidaria; Anthozoa; Actiniaria; Aiptasiidae. The record is from RefSeq and is a predicted model, not a curated record.
ACGUAAAAGAGUUGGCACUUUAGCAAAGACGCACUGGAAAAAUGAUUUCCCCAAGUUUCACACACCAGAAAGCAAGGCGGAACUGCUCGAGUUUGCARAAUCCAUUGAACAGGAUUGUGCCAUACCUGGCAUAGGUUUUGGUAUUGAUGGAAUAUGUGAUCACAUAAGAUCAUACUUUAGUGAGCAAAGAAGAUACAGUAAGUUCAGAAGAUCAUCUGAAGAAUCAAGUGAUUCAUCAUCAGCCAAUGGGGACACCCCUCCAGAGCCAAGAAUGGCCAUGGUUGCACCAGCUAGCCAAAAAAGAAAUGAUCAUUCUUUGGUUARUCACGAGGAUUCACAAAACCUUGAUGAUAGUGAUGCCACAAUGGAUUGCGAAACUGUACCACUUUACCCUUCAUCAGAUGAUGAAGAAGAACAGAGUGAAGUGCUUUUGGCCCCAUCAAGUCAGAAACACUUACCAGCACCACCAAAUAUUUUAUACAACAAGACAUCAUGUGGAGUUAUUCUAAAGAAAGUAUUGGGAACAAUCCCAGAAAGGGGACCUCUAAUUAAACUGUUAACAACCAAGUUCAAGGUACAAACAUCGAGUCUUACAGCCCUAAACUAUUUGGAAGUGUGUGAAGUGCUAAGUAGGAAGCUGGUAUCAGCAAAUUAUGUUCAGAUUAAAGCUGGUUCUAGAGAAACACUAAAGAAUUCGGAUAUAUAUGCAGUUGAGGGUAAACUCCAGGAAAAGAUUGCAGACCAAAAAUGGGAGGGACGAUUACUCAUGAAAAGAUGCGAAGAUGAAACACUAGAUAAGGAAGGAUGCUUUGCUUGGAUCAACGAGUGGCAGUGCGCAACGACUCACACCAUCUCAGGCCUAAUGGAGUUGUACGAACAGCUUCUUCCCUCUCGAACGUACACAGCUUAUAAGACCGGCACAUCGGAUCAGAGUAACACGACAUGUAGACUGUGGAAAAAGCCAAGAAAAUCUGGCGCAUGUGCUUUCUGGAUGUAG